AUGUCAUUUUUUAUGGGAAAUAGCUCACAGUACUCAUACUUAAAUGUCGAUGAGGAAAAGAUGAAACUUGCUGAGGUUCAAUACGAUGCAAUGACCGCGACCUUUAACAAGGUAUUAGAAACUUGUGAAUCGAAAUGUAUUGGUCAUGAAUAUGGAGAGAGCGAGCUUAACACGGGAGAACUGAGCUGUGUUGACAGGUGUGUAAUUAAAUACGUUACAGCAAAUUAUACAGUAGGUACAUCUUUACAAGAAAAAGGAUUCAGCCCAUAUAAUAGCAUGCCGGAGUACAAUAAAAUUAAAAAUAUGAUUAAAACAAGGGAGAAUAACACUUAG
Priceomyces carsonii is the source of this 333-nucleotide messenger RNA. It is a transcript of the gene TIM12, whose product is annotated as Tim12p. The transcript has a single exon. Gene Ontology annotation, biological process: protein insertion into mitochondrial inner membrane. Bases 1 to 333 code for a protein of 110 amino acids. Lineage: Eukaryota; Fungi; Ascomycota; Pichiomycetes; Serinales; Debaryomycetaceae. Gene Ontology annotation, cellular component: mitochondrial inner membrane. The record is from RefSeq and is a predicted model, not a curated record.